CACAGACGAGGCUGAAUCCGGCUGCCCCAGUAGAGCUGCGCCGACCACCGCGAAGGAAGAGGAGAGAAGUCUCCGCUGCAUUCGUACUGGGCACGGUUUGGUAUACUGAGGCCCCUUUCACCCUAUGUGAAGCAAGUUCGCGAACCUGGCAUCUGAAGUACAGACCCUGGGGAUCCCGGAGAUCCCAGGCAUUGCAGGAGACCUCUGCGGGCAAGGGUGCCUGCAAGCCAAGGAAUGUCUAGGAACAGACAGAAGAUCUUUGAGGCUACCCAAGCCUCUGCAUGGGCAAAAGUCUGAGGCUAAGGCUCACUUCUUCUAAGCGGCAGGCGCAAGGCAAGCCUCCCAGAAGCGCGCCUCUCCCGGCCCUCUCCGAGUGCCCUGCUGUGCGCUCGUGCUGUGCUGUGGGCUCUACACGAGACUGUCAAUUCUCAGCUCUGUCCUCAUCUUGCCAAAGGCGCGCUCCAGCCACCCCGUUCUUGAUGGAGAAACCGAGACAAAGAAAAAUGAUAAAAGAAUUGGUCACUUGGACUGGGUAUCCUGGCUCCCCAGUCUGAGUCACUGCAUCCUCGACGGCCCCGGAGCAGCGGCGGCGCUGGGGAAGCGGCGAAGAGGAGUGGCCCGGCCCUGGAAUAAUGCGGCUUUGCCGAGGGGGCAGAACCCGACGCAGUCUCUCCACCGUGUGAGCAGCCCGAGCCGAGGCGACCCAACCGCGCGGGACGCUGACGCCGCACCAGAGCCGCUGGAGGCCCUGAUCGAUCUGCCCACCGGGGCCUCCGGGCCCGGGCUUCGACAUGCCGGAGGAGCCCCGGCCGCGGCCUCUGCCCUCGGGCCUAGCGGGUCUCCUGUUCCUGGCGCUGUAUAGUCGAGUCCUGAGCAAUGAGAUUCUGGGCCUGAAGCUGCCGGGCGAGCCGCCGCUGACCGCCAACACCGUGUGCUUGACGCUAUCCGGCCUGAGCAAGCGGCAGCUAGGCCUGUGCCUGCGUAGCCCCGACGUGACAGCGUCCGCGCUGCAAGGCCUGCACAUCGCGGUUCACGAGUGUCAGCACCAGCUGCGCGACCAGCGCUGGAACUGUUCGGCGCUCGAGGGCGGCGGCCGCCUGCCGCACCACAGCGCCAUCCUCAAGCGCGGUUUCCGCGAGAGUGCUUUUUCCUUCUCCAUGCUGGCUGCUGGGGUCAUGCACGCGGUAGCCACGGCCUGCAGUCUGGGAAAGCUGGUGAGCUGCGGCUGUGGCUGGAAGGGCAGUGGUGAGCAGGAUCGGCUGAGGGCCAAACUGCUGCAGCUGCAGGCACUGUCCCGGGGCAAGAGCUUCCCCCAUUCCCCGCCCAGCCCUGGCCCCCAGGACACAUGGGAGUGGGGUGGCUGUGACCAUGACAUGGACUUUGGAGAGAAGUUCUCUCGAGAUUUCCUGGAUUCCAGGGAGGCUCCCCGAGACAUCCAAGCACGAAUGCGAAUCCACAACAACAGGGUGGGGCGCCAGGUGGUAAUUGAAAACCUGAAGCGGAAAUGUAAAUGCCAUGGCACUUCAGGCAGCUGCCAGUUCAAGACAUGCUGGAGGGCGGCCCCGGAGUUCCGGGCAGUGGGGGCAGCGUUGAGGGAGCGGCUGGGCAGGGCCAUCUUCAUCAAUACCCACAACCGCAACUCAGGAGCCUUCCAACCCCGCCUGCGCCCCCGGCGUCUCUCGGGAGAGCUGGUCUACUUUGAGAAGUCUCCUGACUUCUGUGAGCGAGACCCCACCGUGAGCUCCCCAGGCACACGGGGCCGGGCCUGCAACAAGACCAGCCGCCUGCUGGAUGGCUGUGGCAGCCUGUGCUGUGGUCGUGGGCACAACGUGCUCCGGCAGACACGAAUUGAGCGCUGCCACUGCCGCUUCCACUGGUGCUGCUACGUGUUGUGUGAUGAGUGCAAGGUCACAGAGUGGGUCAAUGUGUGUAAGUGAGGGUCAGCCUCACCAUGGGCCUGGGGAAGGGAGUGUGUAUAUGGGGGGGCGGGGCACCUUUACAGCCCUCUGUUCUGAUUUCUGUCCCGGGUUGAUCUUGGUCCUUGAAAGCUUGAAGCAUCUCCCUGGAAAACAGAUUUGAGGUGGGAGGGACCAGGUGGAGUCCAUGUGAUGUGCAGCCUCCUCCCUACUGCUAAAGGGCCUUGUGGGGGAAUGUCACCCCAAUUCUGCUCUUCAAACACCCAAGUGGACUAAGAUGAAAUGCACUGUAUUGCCCCCUGACUCUGGGGCCCCUUAAAUCCUGAUUCAUACUCCUUUGGCAGUGGAGUCCCUACAUUUUGACCACUCUUCUCUCUUGAGAGAUAGCCACAGGCACUGUGUGGAGCCAUAAGACCUGUAUCCAGAAAGUGACCACCACUCCUCUUUGCUGUUCCCAAACUCCUUUAAUGCAACCUGGGUUCUCUCUUGUGGGGUAAUGGGAGACAGCAGUUGAGAUAUUUUUCUUGGGGAAGGGACAGUGUUGAGGGGUGGCUCUCCCCUGAGUCCUCAGAGAGUUCUGUUCAGGCCCUUACCUAAGAUUCUCUGAGUCUUUUUCCUUUUUCAGCGGGAGGGAUGGGAAUGGAUAAUUUAUUGUACUGAGAUUUGUUCUUGGUUCCUGUUUGUAACGAAAAUAAAUUAAGUUACUGGA
This is a messenger RNA of Choloepus didactylus (southern two-toed sloth), 2625 nucleotides long. RefSeq names its product Wnt family member 10B (gene WNT10B). The record is from RefSeq and is a predicted model, not a curated record. NCBI's taxonomy places the organism in Eukaryota, Metazoa, Chordata, Mammalia, Pilosa, Megalonychidae. Gene Ontology annotation, molecular function: cytokine activity; frizzled binding. Gene Ontology annotation, cellular component: extracellular region. The coding region runs from base 792 to 1937 and encodes 381 amino acids. Gene Ontology annotation, biological process: neuron differentiation; canonical Wnt signaling pathway; cell fate commitment. The transcript is spliced from 7 exons.